UGGAAAGCCUGAAGUAUUAGUUGAUGAGAGGAAAUUGUCGGAGCUCAUAACGCCGAGUCAUAGUGAACGACCACUGCUGAGAGACUGUUGAUAACUCGUAUCUCUUAUUAUUAAUAUUAAUUAUUAUUUAAUAUAUUUAUUUAAAAUAAAUAACAAUGGAUAAGAAAACAAAAGCCAAACAACCUCAAAGUAUAAGUACUAUUGCUAAAAUUUAUUUAAUAUCUUACAAUCUUAUUCUAGUAAUUGGGUGGAGUUAUAUUUUAUGUCUUCUCAAGCGGUACUAUUUCACCAAUCAUUUCAAGGGUCAAAGUCUCUGGGACACGGUUUUUUCGUCGUUGAUGAUUUAUCAAAAUGCUGCUGUUUUUGAAAUUUUACACGCAUUCACUGGUCUUGUAAGGUCGAAUCCAGUGAUAACGACAUUCCAAGUUUUUAGCCGAGUCAUGGUAGUGGUCGGAGUGCUGCUAGCAACACCUCCAACAGCAGCAGCCGCAUCCACAGGCUUGCCGAUAGCAUUGCUAGCCUGGUCAGUAACUGAAAUAAUUCGGUACGGAUAUUACUUCGCGAAUCUCGUAGGAUUCGUUCCGCAUUUCCUCGUAUGGUUAAGAUACACCACCUUCAUAUUCUUGUAUCCUAUUGGAGUUACUGGAGAACUCCUGUGCUUCUAUUCUGCCCAACAGUACGCACAAAAGCAUCCCGAUGCGUGGAGUUACGCUCUUCCCAAUUCAUGGAACAUGACAUUCAGCUACCACUAUCUUCUUAUAGCAAUUAUGUUACUCUACAUUCCUCUAUUUCCUCAUCUGUACUUACACAUGUUUAGUCAGAGGAAGAAAAUUCUAGGACCAGGAGCCAAAGCCGGCAAAGCUCAUUAAUUUUAUACACUCCAAAGUAUCAAAGGUUUAAUGUACAAGAGACUUAAAAUAAAUAAACAAGAUCUGAUUUUUAA
Cotesia glomerata is the source of this 943-nucleotide messenger RNA. It is a transcript of the gene Hacd1, whose product is annotated as very-long-chain (3R)-3-hydroxyacyl-CoA dehydratase hpo-8. The record is from RefSeq and is a predicted model, not a curated record. Gene Ontology annotation, molecular function: 3-hydroxyacyl-CoA dehydratase activity. The coding region runs from base 156 to 869 and encodes 237 amino acids. Gene Ontology annotation, cellular component: endoplasmic reticulum membrane. The transcript has 4 exons. Lineage: Eukaryota; Metazoa; Arthropoda; Insecta; Hymenoptera; Braconidae. Gene Ontology annotation, biological process: very long-chain fatty acid biosynthetic process; sphingolipid biosynthetic process; fatty acid elongation.